CAAUGUUCGAUAACCACAAUAAUCCUGUUUUCACGAGCAAUUUCAUACAAUAUAAGAAUGGCACCAAUCCGGGCAAGUAACGCAAACAAUUACUCUUCACUGACAAAGCCUACAAACCAAGUUUACAAAAAUAACCAACGAAAUGCCUCAAUACCGCAACGGUCAAGCCGUGCACUACAAGCCCGUUGGAGGUCCCGACUCCCGCACCUCCGAAAGUACCGGCACCAUCAAGUCCGUCCUCACGGAGCCCGGUAGCCAGGCGGGUCGGAAUGUCGGUGCUAGUGAGGAAGAGCCGAGAUAUGAGAUUGAGAACCAGUAUACCGGAAAGACAACGAGUGUUUUUGAGAGGAAUAUCCUUGGCGAUGCUUAGUUGGGUUUGAUGGUUGACACACGGAGUAUGGGUUUGUCGUAUGGAUGGAUAGUAUUUUAAGUUAGGAACUGAAUAUAGGUCUUUCGUUGUACAGUAAUGGUUAAGUCUAGUACAUGGGCAUAUGAUGGUGUAUGACACGCAUACAAAACCGCUCACAUCGCUAUCAGUCUGGGAAAAAGCAAAGCCUUAUUCAAAAUGUUCAGUUGCAAAAUGGAUUAAGAAUAAGACACAUACAGCUAACUAAUCGCUAAUGAGGUACACCAAUUCAAUACAAUCCACCCUCCUUUC
Molecule: messenger RNA, 658 nt
Organism: Aspergillus ruber CBS 135680
Lineage: Eukaryota; Fungi; Ascomycota; Eurotiomycetes; Eurotiales; Aspergillaceae
Product: DUF2945 domain-containing protein
Exons: 3
Coding region: 143-370 (75 amino acids)
Source: RefSeq, a predicted model, not a curated record